Molecule: messenger RNA, 2432 nt
Organism: Silurus meridionalis
Lineage: Eukaryota; Metazoa; Chordata; Actinopteri; Siluriformes; Siluridae
Gene: cd226
Product: CD226 molecule
Exons: 6
Coding region: 35-1078 (347 amino acids)
Biological process (GO): positive regulation of natural killer cell mediated cytotoxicity directed against tumor cell target; positive regulation of T cell receptor signaling pathway; positive regulation of mast cell activation
Cellular component (GO): external side of plasma membrane
Source: RefSeq, a predicted model, not a curated record
CAUCAAUGCUGCAUUCAUUUUCACUCAGACUGCGAUGAUGGCUGUUGUACAAAAGGACAACUGGUACUUAAUGGCACUUCUGAUUCUCUUUUUUCCUGAAGCGUCGGAGCAGCUGAAGUCUAAAGGCAGCACAGUGAAGCUUGAGGAAGGGAUGCUGCUGAACUGCUCAUGUCCCUGGAGCGGGAAGCUUAUCAUGGUGUCAUGGACUAAUGCAAUCUAUUCAACUCCAAUCGCCAUUUAUCAUCCUGAUUACGGCGUCAAUUUCCAUUCCGCUUAUGAUGGUAGAGUUGAGUUCAUUAAAGCAUCAGCACUGGAUGGCAGCAUCAGAGUAACGAACGUCACUGAAAAAGACGAGGGAGUGUACCACUGUUCAGUGCAGACGUUUCCUGGUGGCUCCUGGAGCAAAGAAACCCGGGUGGAAAAACGAGUCAACAUCACCAACAUCCCUACCGUCCUCGCGCACAAUCCCAAAACCAGACUUAUCGUGCCUGAAAGCGAAACCGUGACCAUCGACUGUAGUCAUGCCGGUAUCGUGUACGAGGUCAGCGUGGAGAAGAUGGAGGGAGCGGAUGGAGGAAGCAGUCUGUUAGCAGUGUGUAAGCAGGAUGCAGACGGUGUGAAGCUCAUCGAGUAUCUGCCCAGUGGAAACCUGAACUGCAGCGAUGAAAUGGAGCUGAAGUUGCGUUUAAACAACGUGAGCCAAGAUGAUGGUGGGAUGUAUCGCUGUAACUUCAGCACAGACGCCGGGAUUUCCAGCAACCUUGUCAUGCUCGUGAUGUUCCCCAGUCCUAAAGGUCUCAGUGGAGCUCAGUACACGUGGUAUAUUUACACUGGAGGAGGAGUCGCAGGUGCGCUCAUCCUGGUGACCGUCGCACUUCUAUUACUAUGGAGAAGCAGGAGGAAGGGGAGGAGGCUGGAGUAUAGGACACGGUUAUGUGCCACCAAAAGACAGCCUAUUUACACUAAUGAGCAAGGAGACUUGUAUGACAGGAUGAAAAAGACAGCAAGGAACCAAAAAGGGAACAAUCCGAUAUACAUGAACCUCCCACACACGAGAACACAGAAGAACGGAAAAUGAUGAUGUUCUCACGUUUAUGCUGAAGAGACUGCGUGAUGUCAGAGGGACCUUUUGUUCAAGUUUAUUUCUAUACCGCUUUUCACAAUGGACAUUGUCUUUACAGGACGUAAGAAUUAUAGUACGCAAAUUUGUGAACUAAGACAUUAGUCUUGUGACACUCAGACAUUAGUCUUUGAUCGAAAGGUAAUGAGAAACUGAAGGCGAAAGAAUGAAAGAGUCACGUAUUUUACAGCAUAGUGAAAUUCUUGCAUCACACAUUCCAGUGAUGUUAGAAAGUUGGGGUCAGAGUGCAGGGUCUGUGCAUGAUACAGUGUACCUGGAGCACAAAGGGUUAAGGGCCUUGCUCAAGGGCCCAAAACUGGCAGCUUGGAGAUACUGGAGUCUGAACUCCCGACCUUCUGAGUAGUAACCCAGAGCCUUAACCACUGAGCUUCCACUUCCCCAUAAUGUGCUUUGAGUAAAGUAAGGACUUUAAAGCAGGGAAGAAAAGAAGAGCUGUUGAGAAAUUUCCUGGCUACAGUAUAACCAUGAUGCAGUGUAUAAAAAAAAAAAAAAAGUUUAACUGAAAUAACACCAGCACUGUUGAAUUUAUGAGACUAAUUGGUCCGCAAUUGUUUUUCUAUAACAGGAGUCCCAGUUGCAAUUCGAAUCACUGGUUUACAUGAGUGCACUUGUUCUAAUACAUUAUUGUUUCCAUAGUAACAACACACACAGGGGAGUUUAUGGUGGACCCUCCAUAUAGAACGAUUAAAGAUUUGUGCUAUUGUGUGUUGAAGCUGUAACGUUAAAAAUGUUCAAGCAAGGAAAGCUUUCUAUUUUUGUUUAUUUGGAAGAAAGGAUGUGAUAACUGGAGCUUACACUAGACAUUUCACAACAUUAAAUGUAAAUGUUAAAACAUUUAAAAAAUGUUAUAGCUGUGGUAUAAGCGGAAUAGAACACUGGUCAAAUGCUGAGAAAGAUGUUAAAUUUAUAUACUUAUUUAUUUUCCCAAUCCUUCAUGACUCCAUUUUUACUACGGUGCCUUUUUCUUUUAAUAAGACUAAUCUUUUAAUAUUAUCCACGAUUUUUUUAAAUCCACUGUAAUCCAUUUAAGCUGCUUUUGCUUUUGUACCUACAGAAAUGGAGAAAUGAUCUCUGAAGAGAAAAUACAAAUGUAGGUGGAUUACAGGAUCAACGCUGGAAGAUAAACCAUAAAGUCCGUCUCAUUGUGUAAAGCCCCAGAAAACUAUUAAUGACUUUAAAACACUGGCUGUAAUAUGGAUGAUUUGGCUUUUAGUUGAUGCUGUGAAAAAAGAACAGUGCAUGAUAAAAGUUUGAAGAACUCUUGUAAUAAAAGUGUUUUUGUUACCUCAAA